AUGCGCCACCGUUUCCCAACCCCACCACAUUUGAAACGCCUCCACCACCAGCUGUCAACCUUCUUCUCAACCGCUGCUCACGUAUUCGAAAAAUGCAGCUCCGUAAACAAAGUCAAGCUUCUUCACCAACAACUCACAGUGAAAGGCCUUGCAGCCUCAGACCCUACGGCAUUACCAAAAAUCGUGGGUAUGUACAUCUCCUGCGACGCCCCAUCACACGCCCUUGUUACCCUCUCUCGUAUACCGCCAUCGCCGUCGUCUGUCUUCUGGUGGAACUCUCUUAUUCGACGUGCAGUUCGUCUCCGUUUACUCGACCACGCUCUCGAGCUUUAUCACUGUAUGCAGUCCCUUGGUUGGCGUCCUGAUGGGUACACUUUCCCUUUUGUUCUCAAGGCCUGCGGAGAGCUCCCGUCUUUCCGCCGUGGCGCGUCAUUUCACGGAGCUGUUUGUAUCCUUGGGUACGAGCAUAAUGUGUUUGUGGGUAACGCGUUGGUGGCAAUGUAUGGUCGGUGCGGUGAUUUGGAUAGCGCCCGCCAGGUGUUCGAUGAAAUGAUUCUUAACAAAAUUACAGACGUCAUCUCCUGGAACUCAAUCGUUGCAGCUUAUAUGCAGAGUGGUGAUUCAAAAAAGGCACUCCAUAUGUUCUAUCGAAUGACAAAAGGAGAAAACCAGCUUCAUGCCGAUGCUGUUAGCCUGGUUAACAUUCUUCCUGCUUUAGCUUCUGUUCAAGCAUCGAUUCAAGGGAAGGAGGCUCAUGCCUACGCAUUGAAAACCCAACUCAUUAAAGAUCUGUUCGUGGGUAAUGCCAUAGUUGACAUGUAUGCGAAAUGUGGAUUAAUGGACGACGCAAACAAAGUCUUUGAGCAGAUGGAAUUGAAAGAUGUAGUUUCUUGGAACGCCAUGCUUACAGGACAUUCCCAGAUUGGUAGAUUUGAAGAUGCUCUUGGUUUAAUUGAGAAGAUGCGAGAAGAGAAGAUUGAGUUAAAUGUGGUGACAUGGAGUGCUGUGAUCUCCGGUUAUGCUCAGAGAGGCCAUGGUCAUGAAGCUCUUGAUAUUUUCCGACAAAUGGUAUUUUCGGGUUCUGAACCCAAUGUAGUCACUCUAGUCUCCCUACUUUCCGGCUGUGCAAGUGUUGGUUCAUUACUUCAAGGUAAGGAGAUUCAUUGCCACGUCAUCAAAAAGAUUCUGAACAUCAAGAACAACGACAAUGGAGAUGAACAAAUGGUGAUCAAUUCUCUAAUCGACAUGUACGCCAAAUGCAAAGCCAUAGAUCUUGCACGUAAGCUUUUCGAUCCUGUCCUUCCUUUAAAUCGAAACGUUGUCACGUGGACAGCCAUGAUUGGUGGGUAUGCACAACACGGUGAAGCCAACGACGCAUUGAAACUCUUCUCACAAAUGGUUAAUUACCAAAAUACCCCCACAGCCCCAAACACAACCCCAAACGCCUUCACAAUCUCAUGUGCGUUAAUGGCAUGUGCUCGCCUUGCCAAUCUAAGACACGGAAAACAAAUACAUGGUUACAUCCUGCGAACCCAAUUCCAUUCCGAUGUUUUAUUCACCCACAAUUGCCUCAUCGACAUGUACGUAAAAUCCGGCGACCUCGACACCGCGCGUGUAGUUUUCAACACGAUGGAACAAAAAAACACCGUCUCAUGGACAUCGUUAAUGACCGGGUACGGAAUGCACGGUUACGGCCGCGAAGCUCUCCGGCUCUUCGCCGGAAUGAGAGAUUCCGAUUCCGGUCUCCGGAUCGACGGUGUAACAUUUUUAGUCAUUCUCUACGCGUGUAGCCAUUCCGGUCUUGUAAACGAAGGAAUGGAGUGUUUCGAUGCCAUGACGAAGGAAUUCAAGAUUGUGCCCAGGGUGGAGCAUUACGCGUGUAUGGUUGAUCUUUUCGGGCGGGCCGGGCAGUUGGAGAAAGCCAUGGAGGUUAUCAAAACGAUGCCCGUGGAGCCCAGCCCGGUAGUGUGGGUUGCUUUACUUGGGUCGUGUAGGGUCCACACGAAUGUGAAGCUAGCGGAAUACGCGUGUGAUAAGUUAUUAGAAUUAGGGUGUGAAAACGAUGGGACGUAUACACUGCUUUCGAAUAUAUAUGCGGACAUGAAACGUUGGAAAGAUGUUUCCAAGAUUCGGUUUUUAAUGAAAGGUUCUGGAAUCAAGAAAAGACCAGGGUGGAGUUGUGUUCAAGGAAAGACGGGUUUGGUGACGUUUUAUGUUGGGGAUAAAGAUCAUGCGAGAUCGGAUGAGAUUUAUGAUGUUCUUGGUGAUUUGAUUCAUAGGAUUAAAGAGCUUGGGUAUGUUCCAGAUACGAGUUUUGCUUUGCAUGAUGUGGAUGAUGAAGAGAAAGGUGAUUUUUUGGUUGAACAUAGUGAGAAAUUGGCUCUUGCGUAUGGGAUAUUGACCACGAGUUGUGGUCAACCGAUUAGGAUCACGAAAAAUUUGAGGGUUUGUGGGGAUUGUCAUGUUGCGAUGGUGUAUAUAUCGAAGAUUAUUGAUCAUGAGAUAAUAUUGAGGGAUUCGAGUCGCUUUCAUCAUUUUAAGAACGGAUUGUGUACUUGUAAAGGUUAUUGGUGA
Messenger RNA from Lactuca saligna, 2574 nucleotides. NCBI's taxonomy places the organism in Eukaryota, Viridiplantae, Streptophyta, Magnoliopsida, Asterales, Asteraceae. The record is from the annotation of a GenBank genome assembly.